AUGUCGGUGCUAGUGGUAAGUCUCCAUCUCCACUUCUACAUGCUGAUACGGGUUUUUCAUCACCAAAGAGGGACUCCAUUCAAGUUGACUUUCGAGGCGACUAACAAUCUUGAUGGCAAUGUGGAAACAUUUCAUGUGGACACAACCAUCAAUCUGGGUGAUCAUUUGCAAUUAUCCAUCCCUGAGCAGGCUUCGGUCAUACCACCCGAAGUUCCGCAAGUCAAGUCCAAUAUGGAGGAGGUUCGAACUUCAGGCAUCACUACGAACAUAUCUGAUAUGGAUGUAAAUGUCAAUAAGGGUGAUGGGGUGUCGAUUUCUCAAGCCAAGGAGGUUGCGAAGGUUGAUCAGAACUAUUCUAGCAUUCAUACUAAGGUAGAUAUAGUUGUUGAUGCAUUCACGAAGCUCGCUGAGUAUCACACUUCUCUUAACUCUAAGGAGUUCGUACAUCUACAAGGCGUGUUGGCAGAAGUGAAGGAGAUGAUUUCGAAACUUGCUAUUCCUCCUACUUCCACAGUUUCUCAAGAGUCCAUCUCACAACUGUUUUCGGAGUCUCAACUGAAGGCUGGUCUUGAUCCUUUACUACAAUUGGUUAACUUGAUGCCCAUGGCUGCCCCACCUGUUUCCACAGGGGUGCAAGGGGGAGAUAAGGGGGUGAUAGUUACUAGAGUUAGAGUAAUCUUUGAAAGCCUUCGCUACUUUACUCUAUAG
Molecule: messenger RNA, 708 nt
Organism: Lactuca saligna
Lineage: Eukaryota; Viridiplantae; Streptophyta; Magnoliopsida; Asterales; Asteraceae
Source: the annotation of a GenBank genome assembly